UCAGCUGACUGAAAUGUUGACAAGGCAAGUUGGCUGUCGCCGGUGGAGGAAGCAAAAUCGCUGGUUGACAGUUUCAGCGAUGAGUAACUGAAUUGGCGACCUGAGAUACUGUAUGAAAGUUUAUUUUCUCGGUCUGUCCUCGUGUGGUUGCCCGGCAGCUGCCAGUUUAUACACAAUAGGCGAUUGUUGGUUUUCCUCAAUUAGUUUUGCCUGACCUGUGAUCCGUGUAAAAGGUGAACAAGAAGACACUAGUGGAAACAUUACUGCUCUCAGUAUGGACAUCCAGAACGAGAGGAGAAGGCUGCUGGAUGCGGAGGAUGGAGAUGAGGAUCCUACUGGACUCAUCUCUGAGCAGGAAGCUUAUCUGAGUAAAGUGAAGAACAGGAAUUUAUACCUGGCAACGUUUGCGUCUGUUCUGGGUCCCAUGAGCUUCGGGUUCGUGUUGGGAUACAGCUCUCCCGCUAUCCCCGAACUCACCAGCAUUGCUGACCCGCGGCUGCGUCUGGACGAUAACCAGGCCUCCUGGUUUGGGUCCAUAGUGACGUUGGGAGCGGCAGCCGGCGGCCUGCUGGGCGGUUGGAUGGUGGAGAAGAUGGGCAGGAAGCUCAGUCUGAUGUUCUGCUCGCUGCCGUAUGUCUUCGGGUUCACUAUGAUCAUCGCGGCACAGAAUGUGUGGAUGCUUUACAUCGGCAGAGUGCUCACAGGCCUCGCCAGCGGGGUCACGUCGCUGGUCGUCCCACUGUAUAUCUCUGAGAUGGCCCACGAGCGGGUGCGCGGGACGUUAGGCUCCUGUGUGCAACUCAUGGUGGUGAUGGGCAUCAUGGGAGUGUAUCUCGGAGGUCUCUACCUGGACUGGCGAUGGCUGGCGAUCUGCAGCUCCAUCCCGCCUACGCUGCUGAUGGUCUGCAUGUGCUUCAUGCCAGAGACGCCCCGGUUCCUGCUGUCACAGGGAAAGAGGCGAGAGGCUGAGGAGGCGCUGCGCUUCCUGCGAGGGCCGGACGCCCCCGUCGAGUGGGAGUGCGCCCGCAUCGAGGAAGCCUGCAGUGAGCAGGGCUCUACUUUCCAAAUGUCCGACCUGAAGGACCCGGGUUUCUACAAGCCUCUGAUGAUCGGAGUAAUGAUGAUGAUAUUCCAGCAGAUGACUGGGAUCAAUGCCAUCAUGUUCUACGCUGAGAACAUAUUUGAACAGGCACAUUUUAAGGAGAGUGACCUGGCUUCAGUCAUCGUGGGUCUGAUUCAGGUCGUCUUUACGGGAGUGGCAGCGCUGAUCAUGGACAAAGCUGGAAGGAAAGUUCUUCUCAUCAUCUCAGGUGUUGCCAUGGCGAUCAGCACCACAGCGUUCGGGGUCUACUUCUACCUGAUGUCUAAAUUCCCCCCCCCCUCCUCGCUGAGCCUCUUGGUGCUGGACAAGGCAGCCGAAGAACCCCACGCUGACCUGGCCUGGCUCGCCCUGGCCAGCAUGGCCGUCUUCAUCACAGGUUUUGCUCUGGGCUGGGGUCCGAUCCCAUGGCUGGUCAUGUCGGAGAUUUUCCCCUACAAAGUGAGGGGGAUUGCCAGCGCUGUGUGCGUCCUCACCAACUGGAGCAUGGCCUUCAUCGUCACCAAAACCUUCAAAGACAUGAUGAUUCUGCUCACCAGCGCUGGAACCUUCUGGCUCUUCGCCUCUAUGUGCAUCCUCAACGUGGUCUUCACCAUCGCCUUCAUCCCAGAAACAAAGGGCAAGACACUGGAGCAGAUCGAAGCCAUGUUCAGAGGGACGUCCGGUCCAUGAACCUGCCACAAGACAUCGCACACGUAAAACACUGAAAAACUCAUUCUGACACUGUGGGCAUUUAAAAAAUCUGUGUUAGGCCUACGAAGCUAUAAAGCUGACACUUUCUUAUCAUUUGUUUUUAUGAAACUAAACUAAACCUGAUGCACUCAUAAAGACUCUCAGUAAAACUCAGUGUGCUGCUUCCUCUAGAAGACUCUCUGCUGCCCCCUGCAGGUCUCACUGGUCUCUGCCCAUACAGGUCAUUUGUGCAAGUUCAAAUGUCCUUUACUUGGGCAGUUUGACGGUUAAAAAGCUUUACAGAAAGCUCUAAAACUAAAUAAUCAUGUACAUAGUAAAAGUUAUAUUUAACACUGGGGUUUUUCAUUCUUUCAGGUUUGGAGUAUUGGGACCAGGCAUAAGGGGGGGGGGAAGUAGGACGAUUGUUUUUUUGCCAUUUUCCGAAUAAAGUUGUGAAGUUGAAAAUAAAGUCAAACUUCAUUAUAAAUAAAAAUAAAAAAUCAAAGGAGGAGGAUUAAUUUUUUUUUAAUAUUAGUGCCAGACAUAAGAGUAAAGUCGAAAUAUUGUACAUAUAUAAACUUGACAUUUCAAAAUUAAAGUUGAAUUUAACUGUUUAUGCAUAUAUUAAAAGUAUGUUUUUAUUUUCAACAUUACGGCUUUAUUCUUAAAAUGCAAAAUAAAUGUAUAAUCUUCCUCAUCAUAAUUGUUCCUUUAUACUCUUCCCUCGGAUUCUUUGCUGUGAAGUAUCAGAGUAAAAUCAGUUCUAAAGUAAUAAUCCACCCCAAAUCUUUCUUUGAGUAUCAAAAACUUUUUUUGAAGAGAAAAGAGGCUGUGGUAAGAUAUAAUUAAUGUCCAGUAGAAUCUAAAGUACAAUCUAAAUGCACAUGGAUGUUUAUCAAACCACUGCUGCAUCCAUAUUCCACUUUUCACCAGUUCUGAUUAAAACAUCGUCUGCCUUAAUCCUCAUGUAUCACCCUUUUCAACAGGAUGAAAUCUGUUUUAAACAGAAUAUGUUUAGUUAAAAACGAGAAAUACUUUAAAAAUAUAAGAGCUGGUAUGAUGCUAAAGCAGACUGCAGGGAAUAUACCGAUUGUUUUAAAAACAGUAUUGAUGUUCGCGUAGUUUCAGACACAUUUUCUUCCAUUCCUUUGUGAGAAUGAUGUCGGGUGUCUUUGCUCCUUAAUCUCUCUAAACAAAGAAGUUUGCAGACACUUUAUUGUACUGAUGUUUUGGGAGGUGAAUGCUUAAUGAGGUGACUGAAGUCUGCUGUUUACACUGACUGUGCUGACUUUUCAUCAUCCGGGAAAUUAAACAGAUUCUGUGAUUCAAUAAUGAAAAUACUGUGUUAUCUGCCAAUUGUGAACUCUCGUACAAGAAAGAAAAUGAUUCACUUGCAACUUUUCUGUAAUAAUUUGCUGUUAUUUUUGUAAAUGAAAUGUUUUGAACUUACUAUCUCUUUAUAUAUUUACAAAGUUUAGUCUGAACGGGAUUAAAUGAAUCUCUUCGUUGUUUCCACACUAAGAAUGUCCAUGUUUGUGUGAAUCACAAACUGUGUCUGUGAAUAAAAUGACUGUGUUGCUUUGAAAA
Molecule: messenger RNA, 3358 nt
Organism: Cottoperca gobio
Lineage: Eukaryota; Metazoa; Chordata; Actinopteri; Perciformes; Bovichtidae
Gene: slc2a8
Product: solute carrier family 2 member 8
Exons: 10
Coding region: 275-1771 (498 amino acids)
Biological process (GO): D-glucose transmembrane transport
Cellular component (GO): membrane
Molecular function (GO): D-glucose transmembrane transporter activity
Source: RefSeq, a predicted model, not a curated record